AUGCCUUUCCCCCCCGACCUCCAGGACCGCGACGCUCUCCCCUCCAACAAGGAGGUGGACUUCAGCGUCGCCCACCCCCUCUUCAAUGACCUGUGUCCCGAGGACUCGUACACCCCCGAGGGUGUUUACUGGGCCGACCUCCCAUGGAAGGAGCGCCAGGCCUGGGUCAACAACCAGGCUACCGAGGAGACCAAGCGCGAGAUUGGCGUCGUGUGGGACAUGUUCAAGAAGGACCCCCUCUCGCCCCUCAACGCCUACUGCUCGCGCUACGUUGUCACCGGUUUCGGAAUGUUCACUGAAGGCUACACCAUCUUCUCGAUUGGUAACCUUACCUCCUGGUACCAGGCUGUCUGGCCCCAGUGCUGGAAGACGUACGAGGUGUGCGACGAGAACUGGAUCGCCGGUGUAUCGUACAUCCAGAUCAUUGGUAUUAUCUGUGGCCAGAUCGGUGUCGGAAUCGAGGGCGACUGGAUUGGUCGCCGUGUCGGUCUCGUCCAGGACGCUCUCGUCAUGACUCUUGGUCUCGUCAUGCUUACCGCUUCGUGGGGCACUACGCUCAACGGCUGGGUUAUCUGCUACGCUUGGUCUCAGUUCAUCUACACCCUCGGUGUUGGCGGCGAGUACCCCAUGACUUCGACUUCGGCUCUUGAGAACAAGGCUGCUGCCGGCCAGGCUCAGCGCGACGACAAGCUCCACCGCGGCCGUAACGUCGUCCUCGCCUUCCUGAUGCAGGGUUGGGGCCAGCUCCUCAACCAGGGUCUCCUCAUCCUCCUCGUCCUCGUCCUCCACGGCGGCUCUACUCCUCCUUACUCGGAGAAGACUGGCCAGUGGGUCUUCCGCCUGUCGUUUGCCUUCAUGAUUCCCUUCACCCUGUGGCUCGCCUACUGGCGUUUCUACAAGAAGAAGUACUCCGAGGCCGCUCUCCGCCGCUCCAAGAAGAACUCGCACGUCAACCAGUCUGGUUACGACAUUGUCUCGCUCAAGCUCGUUUGCUCGCACUUUGGUGGCCGUCUCUUUGGUACCUGCAUGUGCUGGCUCGCCGCCGACUUCCUCUUCUACGGUGCCAAGCUCUUCGCCUCGACCUUUAUCAAGGUUAUCACCCCCAACUCCACUGGUGUCAUGACCGGAUGGCUCUGGAACCUGCUCAACGUCGGUGUCUCGCUUGUUGGUUACUACCUUGCCGCGUUCCUCGUCGACCACAAGUUCUACGGCCGCAAGCGCAUGCAGACUGUCGGCUUCCUCGCCUGCGGUGUCCUCUACCUCCUCCCCGCCAUCUGGUACAAGGAGCUCUCGUCCGCCAAGCACAUUGCCGGCUUCCAGACCAUCUACUUCCUCGCCUCGUUCUUCCAGCAGUUCGGCCCCAACUGCACCACCUUCCUCCUCGCCGCCGAGGUCUUCCCCAUCUCGGUUCGUGCCACCGCCCACGGUCUCUCGGCCGCCUCGGGCAAGCUCGGUGCUCUUCUCCCUGCUAUCGUUUACAACUACAUUGGCACCCACACCAAGUUCUGGGUUGUCUGCUGGUUCGGUUUCCUUGGAUGGAUCCUCACCCAGGCCUUCAUCCCCGACGUCACCGGUCUCGACCUCCGCGAGCAGGACCGCUACUGGGCCUUUGUCCGUGAGGGCCGCGCCGGCGACUACCACGGUAUCGCCGUCCACCCCCGCCACCUCUCGCUCUUUGAGCGUGUCGUCCUCAAGCGUCACCGCGCCUACGACCCGGACCUUGACCGCCAGCAGCGUAUCAAGGAGCUCCGCGUCAUGUGGGAGGCCCGCCAGCAGGAGGUCACCAAGGAGCAAGGUGGCCGCGAGGAGUUUGAGAGCCACGAGGACGACGAGCUCUCGUCGGCUGCCCACUCGUUCUUCGGCCACGAGCUCGACGUCGCCGAGGCCCACAACGGUAUGCCCCUGGGCCGCCGCGAGUCGAUGGCCUACCUCCGCCAGUCUCUCGAGGCCCACCACCAGCAGCACCAGCACGCACACGACGAGAAGUCGGAGAAGGCGCAGCAUCUCUAG
Molecule: messenger RNA, 2010 nt
Organism: Apiotrichum porosum
Lineage: Eukaryota; Fungi; Basidiomycota; Tremellomycetes; Trichosporonales; Trichosporonaceae
Exons: 3
Coding region: 1-2010 (669 amino acids)
Biological process (GO): transmembrane transport; carboxylic acid transport
Cellular component (GO): plasma membrane
Molecular function (GO): carboxylic acid transmembrane transporter activity
Source: RefSeq, a predicted model, not a curated record